This is a messenger RNA of Eruca vesicaria subsp. sativa (arugula), 642 nucleotides long. The record is from the annotation of a GenBank genome assembly. NCBI's taxonomy places the organism in Eukaryota, Viridiplantae, Streptophyta, Magnoliopsida, Brassicales, Brassicaceae.
AUGAUGGGCAAAAAGCAUGACAAACCAGCCGUCUUCGAGGCUCAUCUGAUGGGCAAAAAGCACGCUAAAGGGGUAAAGAAACACGCAGAGGUUCUGUUUGAUGAUAAAAAGAUUCUGGAACAAAGUCUUGACCAAGAGACACGGUGGAAGAGGUUGAGUUUGAGCCUAAGGAUGCACAAGCGUGUGACAAUAUUGCAGGUUAUCUCUCAAACACAUUGCUACCGUCCAAGCAAAGAAGAACUCGCAAGCCACGUUGGUGUCUCAACGGAGAAGCUUGAUAAACUUCUGUACAAUACAAGAACACCUCUAUCAAUGCAACAACCCAUUUGGUCUGAUCAAGACAUCACCUUUCAGGAAGUGACACCAGACAGUGGGAUUGAGACACCGGACAUGAGCGUAGGGAAGCAAAUGAUGAGGAAUCAUGUAAGGAAUCUACUUAAUGUGCUGAGUCUUAAGGAGAGGAAGAUCAUCAAGCUGAGGUUUGGGAUUGAUGGUGGGAAGCAGAGAUCGUUGUCUGAGAUAGGAGAGAUUUAUGGACUGUCUAAGGAGAGGGUAAGGCAGCAAGAGAGCCGAGCAUUGUAUAGGCUUAAGCAGAACAUGAACAGCCAUGGACUCAAUGCUUAUGCUGAUUUGCUUGUCUAG